This is a messenger RNA of Besnoitia besnoiti, 10578 nucleotides long. RefSeq lists its product as uncharacterized. The record is from RefSeq and is a predicted model, not a curated record. Lineage: Eukaryota; Apicomplexa; Conoidasida; Eucoccidiorida; Sarcocystidae. The coding region runs from base 1 to 10578 and encodes 3525 amino acids. The transcript is spliced from 10 exons.
AUGUUCGAGUUUUUUCGUUCGCGUGUCUCUCCCUCUUCUUCCCCUUCUUCGGCCCUGUCGACGCGCCCGUCGACUGCGGCUGUUCCUGCAGAUCCAGGAGGCGAAAAGGAUUCGUCUCAAGGGACGCGCAUCCCCCAGUCUCUGUCCUCUCCUCCUCCUCCGUACCCACUGUCUGCUUCCGCCUUUGCCACUUCCGCUUUAGCGUCCGAAGUCUGUUCGUCGUCUUCCGGCCCCUCCUCCGCAUCGUUCGGCCUCCCGACUGCGCCGUCGGCGCCGCCGCUCGCUCUGCCGGCGCCUUCUCUCGCCACGCCCCCUCCGUUGCCAACUGCGGCCACUGACCCUCCUUUCUCUCCCUCGCUCCUGCCUUCCGCUGCUUCUCCGCUGUCGGCCUGCGAUGAGCAGCUCCUCCUUCAUCUUCACUGGAAAAAUCAGCAGCUCGUCCGCCAGGAGGUCGAACAGCGCAGAGCGUCGCGUCGCCUGCUCCCGCGCUACGCGCCCAGAGGCCAGAGCGCUCCACAGCCGGAUCUGGGCCCUUCGUCGCCUGCCGGCGCCUCUCCCGGUCUGCCUUUCUCUUGGUCCCUCCAGUCUUCCGAAUCCGUGUCCUUCGGUGGCUCGUCCGCAUCGUCGUCCGUGCCCUCUCCCGCGCGCCACGUUCAUGCAGGCGACGGGAGAAGCCUCCAGAAGGCGGAAGGCGCGCCGCUGCGCUCGCAGUCCGUAGACGGGCUUCCUGCGGACAGCCUACCGAGCACGCAGGCCCGUGUCGGGGCGCGAGACGAACACGGUGUAUCCUGGCGAACUGAGCAGGCUCUCCCUGCUGUCGGUCUAGCAAGUUCGACGUCGCGACUUCCUUCAGUGUCAGACUGGCCGUCGCUGCCGCGGCUGUCGCGGUCAGAAGGCCACUGGAGAAGCGUAUCAUCCCCGGCAGAAGUUUCAGCUGCCUCGAAGCCUCCCGUACCCCCCGGAAGGCCCUCGUGUCGCUGGGUGUCGUCGUCGGCGCGUUCUGCUUCUGCAGAUCUUGCGGCCUCGGCUGCGCUCGCUUCGUCGAGUUCCUCUGUCUCAGGCAGCCGCUCGCGCGUGGUGUACGUACACCCGAACGUGCCGGGUGCGAGCCCGGACGUCUACGUGGUGGCGGCGGGGCAGCCCCGGCCGAACGUGCAGAGAUCGAGCUCGUCUGAGGUCGUCGUUCCUUCUCAGAGCGUAGUAGUGAGAGCGUGUGGGGGACCGCCUCCUCCUGCGAAUUUUCCUCCUACUUCUUUUUCUCUCUCUUAUUCCCAGAAGGACUCGGCCCCCCGCAGCGGUCUGUCGCAUCCCUCGCCGCGUCAAACGGCGAACCAGAGUCAGCCGGCUCCGCCUUCUGCGGGACGCCCCUCGCCCGGCUGUUCGCCUCAAUCUCCUUCUCAGGCCUCUCCGUCUUGUGGGCCUGCUGCCGGCGCGUACCCUGCGCCUCCCACGAUCUCUUCACACUCCGGCUCUUCGCUGUCUGCCGCCGUUUCGACCCCUGACCGUCGACAGUUGCCGGCCUGCGGUCUCCUGACGCCGGUCUCUCCCUCUUUUGCUCCCGCUCAUUCACUUCAAGGCCCCGCGCGGGCGACUCUCCCGCUGAACGCCGACACGGAAGGCGCGAGAGCUCGCGCGCACGAGGGCAGCUGGUCUGACGGCGCCAAGCCGCUGUCUGUUUCGGCGGAGUUUGCGCCUUCGCCUGUGCGCGGCUUCGCCUUCGUCGGCCCUCCGUGGCCGCGGCGCCCGCAGCAGCUAUGGGGCCCUGCGUCAUCCUCGCCGCCUCCGCAUCGGCCUGACGGGACGCUCGUUCAUCCUUCGCUCUCUUCUUCUGCCUCGCCGUUCGCGCUUUCGCCUGAGUCGCUCCGUCUCCACGCCCCGGUGGACGUACAGUCGGCGCCUUUCGACGGCGCUGACGACGCUGCCCCCGGCCUGCUUUUAAGCGAUCUGCAGCUCGCGAGACCGGCGUCUCCGCGUCCUGCGUCGCCCGUUUCUUCUUGGCAGAUUUCCUCUGCUGCGUCGCGGCUGCCGCCGGUCCAGGUUUCGUCCUCUUCCUGUGGCACCCCUCAGCGCUGCGAGCAAGCCGAAAGUCCGGAAGGCGACCAGAUCACAGGGGCAGUUUUCUGUCCUGCUUACUUGGGCGUAGACACUCCUAGGGGACAACGCGAGCAGCGCGGCGUCCUCGCAGGCAGCAUCGGAGAAGGCGAGGCUGGUCGACUGGUGACGGAAGGGCGAGGCGAGCACCCUGGGUCGCGAAGUGAGGCAAGGCUAAGUCUGCGCGUGGCUAGGAGGCCCGAAGCUGCAGUCCCCCCCAGCUCGCAGAGAUCUCGCUCGGCCCUGGAAGCCUCGCUCUCCGCCUCCUCUUCAACCCUUGCUGCGUCGGCCGCUGCCUCGGCUUCUCCUUCUGUGCCGUCUGCUGUGCGGUCGCUGUCUUCUGCUUCAACUCGCGCGCCGAGAGGCGAGAAUCAGACAGGCGCGCCGGCCGCCGCCAGGGAGCUGUCGGCUGCGGGAUCUGCUCAGAGUGGAGCUCCCUCGGCGCCCGCGAGUCCGGCCGGCGCGCAGGGGCGCGAAAUUCGCAGGGGGCUGUCCUCGUCGUCGCUGCAGCGCCAUCUCUCGGCGUCGCUUGCGUUCGUCUCGCCGCAGAGACGAGGGUCCGCUGCGUCUCCAGAGGCUGCGCCCUCGUCCGCGAAGCAAGGCGUGGCGACCUCUGCGCAGCGCGAAGGCCGAGGGGAGGCCGAAGGCAAAGCAGGGCGCCGAGAACGCGCCGCCUCAGACGUCGCACACGAGGUCCGCACAAUCGUUCGUGGCGACGCAGAGAAGGCUGACGCGCGCAGGGCUCUGCUCGGCCGCUCAGGGGGCCCAGGUCUGGUUUCGCCGAAGAGACCACAGAAGGAGGAGACGACGCGCGUCCCGCGGACUGCGUCGGCGUUCUCCGUCGGCAGCCGCACAACCAGAGCCGGCCACGCAGUGGCGAGUGCAGCCUUCCGGGCGGCCUCGCGUGUGGUGUCCCGCCCGCUCGCGCGUGUGUUGUCGCCGCGCCGGAAAAGGGGGGCGGAGGCGGCGGACGACGAGGGAGGGAGAGAGAAGAAGCCUCAUUGGGCAGGGGUGGAGACAGGCCCAGGGAAACACUCGCCUCAAAAGGACUCCGCCGGCGCAGGGGUCGCGACGCCUCGGAGCUUCCUCGCUGCGUCGCGCCGCGGGUCUGCGCGCUUCGCGUCUUCGCUCUUGUCUGCGUCGGCAGCGGCUUCUCUGCUGGCGAAGGCGGGAACUCCCGAAGCAGCUCGCUUCGGCGGCCUUCGCCUCGAGCCGCGGCGGACUGGGCGAAAGCGCGAGUGCGGCCGGCGCCACGAGGAGGUCGCGAGCGACAAGGCAGCUCAACUGGCGAAGGAGGGAGCGACUGGAAGUCUACGCGUCUCAGAAGCAUCCCCGCGGUCACUGGCAGCGCGGGGCUCGGCAGCCACGUUCCAGGAACUCGAAGACGGCGGCAGAGACGCAGGCCCGCGAGACGAGGCCGCGGCGCCCGCGAACUCACACGCAGAGUACCUCGGCCGUAGAGAAGCUGAGGAGCGCCUGAAGGCGUUUGCGGCGUUCGAGGGGGAGUUCUGUACUCACGAGGAAGAAGAAAACGGCACCGAGGAGAGGAGCGCGAGAGAGGGCAGCGCGCGAGAGAGACGCGCGAAGGGCGACCGCGAGAAAAUCGCCGCAGCGGCGGAGGACGACGCGCCGAGCGCAAAGGAAGAAGAGCGUUUCGAGCAAGGUAGGUUGAGUGGAGUUCACGGACGCAACCCUGAAGAGGAGGAAGGCGAGGAGCUCGCAGAGGAAGAAGCGGAAGGAGAUCCGAGUGCAGCCGAAGACGGGGCAGAAGACCUGAGGGCGACGGAGGAGGAAGCGAAUGCGAACGAUCGGCGGGAAGAACUGGAGCGGGGAGACGCCACCGAGCCAGAGGAGACGGAGAACACAGAAGAGGACGAGCUGGCAAGCAUAGCGGGGAAGCACGACGAAGAGGAAACUGAGGCAGAAUUCCCAGAAGACCGGAGAGGCAGUCACAGCGACCGCAGCCAAGAAAACGGAAACGAGGCAGAGUCGCGCGGCUCUGCAGCACAAGCCGACUGUGGAGAGGACUUCAUUCGCAGCGAAGAAGAAGGAAGAGCGGAGGCGCGGCGAGGAGAUCUAGGCGUUGUGUCUGGAGAGGCCGUGGCCGCUGAAGACGAAGCGCAGAAAAGAAGCGGAAGCGACGGCGUGGCGCUGGGAGUUGCAGGCUUUCACGAGAGUGCAGCCGACGGAGUCCGCCUCGCGGAGACGAUCGAGGUGCAAGGGCUCGAGGCCCGCCGUUUUCAAGGAGACGCUUCAGAGGAAGGAGAAAGCUGCAGGCGCAGCUGCGAUCCGGGCUGCGCAGCGGGCGACAGCCAGCAAGAAGGCAGCGACCCGCCACGGGAAUCCCUCGCGCGUGAGCAGCCUCUGUUGUGCCUUGACUUCUCUGCCACCGCGAACGCCACCAUGUCGUUCGCGUCUUCGCCGCCUCGCUCCGCUUCGCCUCCCCCGACGUCGCGCGCCUCUUCGUCGCGCGCGCCCUCUUCGGUUCGAGCUUCGCCGCCUUUCUCAUCAGCGCGCUCGUCGCCGGCGCGGCGCGGCUCGCCUCUGCGCCGAGAGGACGACGCGGAGGAGUCGGUGUUUGUCAGGUGGCGAAAGAACUUCGCCGACGCACACGAAGAACUGCGCGUCUACCAGCGCACACUUGAGAGUCUGUCGCCGCCGGUAGAAGGCGCCGACAGCGCCCCUCAGCGCCGGAGCCCGUGCUCGCCGCACUCACCCGCCACGCACUCGGCGGCACGCCCGACCAGCGGCCGCCAGCCUGCAGCUGUCGCUCCAAACUCGGCGGACGAGGAACCGUUCGAAGGGCGCCGCGGCGCGAGCGGCGCCCAUCGGCCUUCGCUCUCGCUCUCGGAUCUGAGCGCAGAGAUCGUGGACGAGGCACUCGAGGCAGCCGGCGCAGCCGAUGCCGCCGAAGCGGAGCCUUCCAGCGGUCGACCUGUAGAGAGCUUCUCGCCGCUCUUUGCAGGCGACACGUCGAUGCCGCGCUCGCCGACUGACGCGCCUCCAUCGCCCGCGCCUGCGACGCUCUCCGCGUCGCUCGAGCCGGCUCCUCCGCCCUCGCUGGCCGCCUCAUCUUUGCCCUGCUCGUCCCCCUCCGCUUCUUCCGCCGCCCUGCCGUCGCCUCUCGCGGCCUCUGGUUCUCGCGCGGCCUGUUCAGCGUCCUCUUCCUCUCUUUCGGCCUCUUUGGCUUCUUCUUCCUCUGUGCUGGCCUCUUCAGCUUCCGCUGCGUCGUCUGCUUCGUCCUCCGCCGCGGCGUCGGGCGCCCCUCGCCCCGUCGGCGUUCUCUGGGGUCCGCCCGCGGUCGGCGGCGCCUUGGGCGACUGCAAGGCUGGCGAGGAGCCUCAGGCGCCGGCGUCGCUCGGCUGCGCCGCGGGGCCAACCGCUCCGCAGGAGCCUCUGGCUCAGAUGCCGGCCGCUGGUGCGGCCUCUGCUCCGCUGCCGCUGGCGGCUGCGCACGCGCCGACUUCCUUUGCCUCUCCCCUCGCGUCGCCUGCCUCGUCCAGCUCGACCUCGCCAGUCUUCGCGGGUCGCAAGCCGCGCGAGCCUGCGCCGUCGCUCCUCUCGAACUUCUUCGUUGCGCGCGACAGACUUGAGGUCGCCUACUCGGCGCCGCCUGAACAGCUCACGCUGCCGGUCGCCCCUCCGCCACUCCCCCUCGCCGCGCCUCACGCGAGCGCCUCGCUCCCUCGUGCUUCCUCUGUGUCUGCGUUCGCCGGCAUCGCGGCGGACGCCCCAGGUGGCGCAGAGGGAGCGCCCCCAGCAGCUGGACGUGAGGGCAGCACUCGCGAGCGAGGAGCCGCAGACAGUGUGCCUGGAGAAGAGGCCGCCGGCGAUCACGACGAGGCGCUCAGGGGCGAGGAGACCGACGAAGAGGAGGCGGCUGAGGGCGGGGAGAACGGGGGUGCCAGGGUGUAUCAAGACUUUGCGAGCGGGCGACGAGAGGAUCCGGCUGGAGUUUCGUUGAAAGAAAAAGCGCUGGUGGCGGACGCACAAGCCCUGCCGCGACCUGCUCCUUUUUCAUCGCCGGCGUUUGGCUGCCUUCCAGCGCAUCCCCCAAGCGCAAUCGAGCGCCAGCUGGAGCUCGUGCUGAAGGACGAGGAAGCGGCUCUGCGAGCCUACAUGCCCCUCCUUCCUGCUUCCGCCUCGCCGUCGGCUUCUUCUGCCGCCUCUUCGGCCGCGUCGCCCAGCGCCGCAGCGGCGGCUGCCGGCGCGCUUCCUCUCUUGUUUGCGCAGGGGCUCGAGGGCGAGGAGGCUGCGGCGGCGGCCGCAGGCGAAGGCAGCACGCGGUGCUCGCGGCUCAGCGAAGACGACGAGGCAUUUGAGGCGGCGCUGCGCGAGACGCGUCAGCUCUCGGCGCUGCAGCUGCGCGUGCGCGUGUGGCGGGGCAAGUACCAGAGCCUGAAGCGGCUUGACAGCGAGAAAGACCGCGUCAUCCGCGAGCAGCUCGCGCAGCUGCAGCAGAAGGACGGCAUCUGCCUCGAGCUCCUCGAGGCGGGGGAGGCGAAGCUCGCGCGCGCCAGGCUGGAGCAUGCGAAGCAAGUCGAGGAGCUCGCCGGGCAGAUCCGCGCUCUCGAGCGGCGACUCGAGAGCGAGACGCGCGCGCGGGAGGAAGAGCGAGCUGCGGCCGACGUCCAGCGCAAGGUGGAGGCGGAGGACUUCAGGCAGCGGAGCGAGCAGGCCCUGCUAGAGAAGGACGCCGAGCUCGCGCGUCUGCGCUUCACGGUCGCGGCGGGCGAGGGCGAGCUGCAGAGCGAGCGCGCGCGGGCGGAGGAGGCGCGGGCGCGUCUCACGCAGGCCGCGAGCGAAGCGAGACAGGCGCGCGAGGCGCUGGCGCUGCGCGUGGCAACACUCGAGGAGGAGCUCGUGGCGGCGCGCGCGGAACUCGGCCGGCUCUGCGACGCGCGAGACGCCGAGCAGAGAGAGGCCGCGACGCUGCGCGAGCGCGAGGCGGAGCUGGCGGAGGAGCUGAGGACGCUGCAGGAGACUGAGGAGGCGCGCGCGCAGAGGGAAGGCGCGCUACUGGAUCAAGUCCACAGACAAGAGAAGCAGCUGGAAAAGCAACAGCAAGUCCUCAAGGAUCAAGAGACACUCCUCUUUGAGCAGCAGGCCGAGCUCGUCGAGCUGCAGCGGAGACUCGACGAGUCGCUCGCGCAGCGCGGGGGGGAGGCGGCGGCAGACGCGGGACCCCGCCCAGAACGUGAGUCUCCCUCGAGCGCAGCGAUCCCCGGCGAAGACGAGGGCGCGCAGCAGCAGAAGGGAGUUUGCCUCGGGGAGGGCGAAUCUGAGCAGCUCAUUGCAAAAAAAAAUCGCAAACAGGAGAGCGACGGGCGCGUGGACAAGCCAGCCAGCGCAGUGGAGGUGGAGGAGGAGGCUGCAGAGAGAGCUGCCAUCAGACAGCAACUCGAGCAGGCGCACGCAGACCUGCUGUACGCAGAGCGCGUGGUUGCCGCGUUCGAGCGGCGCCAGCGCGAACUUGAGGAGGAACUUGCGCAGUGCCGAGAGGAGCUCCGCGCGCAUGCGGAGUUGCGCAGGGGCGAAGACGAGUCCGAGCGGGCGGCAACUGUCUCCAGGCUCGUUGAGACCGAUCGCAGAGAGCCGACCGACGCGCCGGAGGAGGGCAGGGAGUUGAGCUUGUCGCUUCGCAUUGAAGAAGAGUACGAAGCGGAAAACAAACGCCUCCGCGAGGAAGCCAAGCGCCACAGGGAGGAGAUGAAGAAGGCGCGAGAGACGGAAAGCGAACUGACCAUGCAAGUUCAGGUGCUAAAGGGCCAGAAGGGAGACCUCGAGGAAGCGACGCACGCCGCCGAGCGGCGGGCUGCGCACCUGCUCACGCUCCACCAGACGCUGCAGAAGGAAUUCGCGACCCUGAAGGAGGAACUGGAGCUCUACCGCCGCGCGCGAAGCUCCCCGGGCGCCGAGCGGCACGCGCGCGCGAGCGCCGCGUCGAGCCCGACAGAGAAGGAAAAUGCCGCGGAGCUGCGGCGAGGGCGAAACGCGCUGGUUCGCGGCCUCGAAGCCUCUCUGCGUCAAACGAAGGACGAAGGCGCGGAGGAGAGGGAGGCCCUCGCGGAGGCGCGGGAGCAGCUUCGGCGCUCGCAAGAGGAGUGCAGAGCUCUUGCUGCGAAAGCGGAGACGCUGGCGGGGGCGAAUCGCGCCCUGCGCACACAGGUGGCAACGCUUUCGUGCGGGGCGUCGGCUGCGGGCUGUUCCGCUUCUCACGUGUUUGCCUCGUUCGCGUCGCCCGCACAGAGCGAAGAGCAAACGCAGCAAGAGGCAGAACUCCGUCGCAUCGAGGAGGAAAAUCGCGUCCUCAGAGACGAGCUGCACAGGACGCAGAGCGAGGCGGCGAAGGCCCUCGCGGCGCUGGAGCGCGAAGUCUACGACGCGGCGCUCGCGAACCUCUCCCUGCGCGACGCCGGUGCGAAGGCGCUCGUCCCGCGAGGCGCGGCUUCAGCGUCUCGAGAACAAGCGCUGGCUGAGGGCGAGCCGAGGCGGCGGCGACCGCGGCCGCGGCGUGCCUCGCUGCCGCCGCUCCGAAGCGCCUCCGCGCUGUCCCCCGACGCCUGCGGCUGGGGGGCAGAGGGCGAGGCUGCCGCGAGCCAAUUCGCCUUCGCCCUCGACUGCGAGGAGGACGGCAGUCGCCGCGCCGACGUCCGCGAGAACCUCGAACUAGUCCAGCUCAAAGAGGCGCUCGGAUCUGCUGCGGCAAAGGAACGCAUUCAGCACGCGCGCAUUCGCAGCCUGGAGCAGCAGCUCAAGUCGCAACGCGACUAUUACCAUCGGCGCCUGGCGGCCGCCGCCUUCGGCCCCAGGGCCUCUGCGGGGGUCCGCGACGCCAGCGCCAAGUCCCGCCGACCUCCAAAGGCCUCUGCCUCCGCUGCGCCUCCUUCUUCUGCUUCACGUGCUUCGUCUUCCGCGCGUGAGCGAAGGGCGCCGCGGCAGGUGCGCGCGCUCGAGAGCGAGGAGGUGACACCCGGUCGCGGCUGCGAGAGGCGUCUGCAGAGCGCCGAGUCUGCGCGGGGCCGCCCGCAGGGCGCGGGCGAAGAAGGCGGGUUUUCCGGGAGCCCCCCGCCGCUGCGAGAAGCCGAGUGCGCGUGCUCAGAAGAUCGCGAGCUCGUUGGGACGCUGCAGGCGCGGCAGCAUCUCUUCCCGCUGCUAUACCGAGACAACCCGGCUGUGGCGACGCUCUUCGCCUUCUGGCUGCUCGCGCAGCGACUCUACUUUCGUCGGAUUGCGGCGUCGGCCUCUGCGGGAUCUCUGGGCCCCGCAGCAGCGGACGCGGCGCGCGACGGCGAGCCCCUCGCCCCGCGCCUGCCGGAGGUGCCGCUCGAGCGCCGGCUCGAGCUGCUGCUGGCCUUUCUCUUUCCUCCCCCAGACCCCGCCGCUGCGGCUGCAGUGUCCCCCGGCGGCGAGAGCAGAAUUGGCUUCGAGGACUUUCGACGCGCGAUCGCGGCCGUCGGCUGCGCGGCCUCGGAGCGCGACGCCGUCGGUGCGUGGGCGGUCGUUGCGAACCCGCCCGAGCCGCGCGCGGCGGCUGCGCAGGAGGGACGAAUUCCGAAUGCCGGCGAGAGGCUGGCGAGUUCGCUGGAGCCCGAUGCCGACGUCACCGCGUGGACGGUCUCCAGAGUCCGCAUGCUGCAGAGAGCCAAGCAAACGGAUCCGACUUUCCUCUUCCUCGCGUACUGUGCGCUGACGCAGCGGCUGAAGCUGCAGAAGAAGGAGAUUGCGGUUCUGUCGUCUAGCAACAAGGCGCUGUUGAACGCGGCGCAGGAGCAGCAGGACAUCCUGCGGCAGCAGCGGGAACUCGACGCCGAGAAGCGCAGAGAAGAGCGCGAGAUGUAUGAGCGAAAGCUUAACCUGUAUCUCGCCGAAGCGCUUAAACAGCAGCACAAGGAGCACCAGCGCGAGCUGGCGCUGCUGCGGCACCAGCAGGCGCCGACGCCCCCCCCUCCGCUGCCUUCUCCCUACUCGGCUUGGCAGUCCGCGGUCGAGGGCGUGGAGCCGCGCGAGACGGGGAGACUGCGAGAGGUGCGCGAACGACGAGCGGAAGCGAAGGCGCAGAUGGAAAACCUGAAAAGCUCCUUCCAAGACGCUUUCGCGCCGCCGUCGCCGCACCCUUCGCCGACUCUUCCGCAGCCCGUUUCAACUUCUUCGGCCUACGCUGGCCUCCUGCGCGAGACGAACGAGGCGCUCUGCCACCAGCUGCACCUGCUGAAGGAGAACGUUGAGCUUCGGGAGACACUGCUCCGCCCCGGCUCGGAAUUUAAGCCGAACGAACAUGACCGGCGCAGGGGCGACGUGCCCGAGGCAGAUCGAGAGGGGAGAGGAGGGGGAGGAGAAAUUGCGGACGCCUACACCAGAGAGAAAACGCAAAGGCACCCUCAGGCUGUGUUGGCGAUGCUCGACGCGCAGCUAGACGUGCUGAGCCGCGACGUGGAGGGGACGGUGCAGGCGCGCACGGGAUGCACACCCAAGAACCAAAAAUAG